GUAAGAAGUAACAAAUAGACAAACGUCACAAUGGGAUCUAUGAAUCCUAAGUUACCAGCAAAAAUCCACAUAAACAUGGUGUUUCAGUUGAAAUCAAACAGUAAGUUUCUUGGAAUUUCUAAUAUAAUAGGAUCUCACAUGGUAACCUCAUUUUCAACAAACGAGGAUUGAGUGACGAAACAUUUGUGGAAAGAGGUUUUAUUGUAAAGACAAUGGCUUGCUUGACUGUAAAACGGCAAACAUUACACGGACAUCAAUUUCAAAAUCAAAAUAUCGUGAGCAGAUCGAAUGGAGAUCAGAGCAGUGAUAAGUCAGACAAACAUGAAGAACAGAAGCAUCAAACGACUCCAGCUCCACCGGUAAAGCCUGCAAAAAUGAUCAAGGCAUCAUGUCAAUAUAGUGAUAAUUUGAGAGAUUUGUUCUACAAGAUAAACCCAUAUAGUCUUACGUGUUUAUACAAGACACCUUUCGAGGAAAAAGCUGUUAAAACUCUUGUUGAAUGUACAGAUGAAGAUGAUUACUUGAUUUACCACGAUGACCAUUUUUUAACUAACACCAACUGUGGUCAAAAGACUGGAGAUCCUCCUAACGAUUAUGUUGGUGCUACAAUUGAUUCGGAACACGCAGGUGAAAAAGGCUGUGAGAUUCCAAAAAAUGAAAUGGUCGAUGCAACUGACAAAAAGCCACGUUCAAGUAAAGCUUUGAAGCUGGUGGUAGACCUUUAUAAAUUACUGAAAAUGCCUUCAAACAAGGAAUCGGAUUCUGAGCUACAAUGCUGGACAACGUGUGAUAUACCUCAUCAAGAGGUCAGCUCAGAUGUCAUUAACAUGGUUAAAUCUGAGCAUCAAGCGAAAGUCCUUCGCCACCGGAGACACAGGCGCUCAUCCGACACUUGGAAAUAUUUUAACAAAAUCACGGAUCAACAUAAAGGGGGCGCUGAGACCAAUAGACCAAAGUCGUCAGAAACGAGAACAAAACAUGCACAUCCACCAAGGCAGAUGCCUGGUAGGCCUUCUUCAGAGCAAUCUAAAAACUCCACACAAUAUAAAAAUGACAGACCUUCCAUCACAAAACAAGGUCACUCAAGAGGUACCCCGUUCAAGUUCACACACCAUCGCCGCAGCGAUAUGCACAUCGAUCAAUAUAGGAACACUGUUACAAAAACCAAGAUAAAACAAGAUCUUGCCCAUAUACCCGCUCCGCAUCUGACACCGUGCGUCACCAAGGCACGCGUAAAGUGCGUUGAUGUUCGCUCUGGGGCGUGUAUUGAACCAAGCACCAAAGUUGCCAAGGUGACUGUUAUACCUGAGAAGUUUAACGAGAAGAAACAGAACCAGUAUCCACGACAACGCCAUAGGGAGCAGCAGAAUCAAACAAUCUUCCUUAGCAAAGGACAAAGUGUUCUCAUUCGUGAUUCUCCCAGAUCGCUCUCUGUAGACUGCAAAGGGCAAAGUGCCAUCUACGAGGCUCCUUGCAAACAAGGUGAUCACAAUACUAUUAAGGCUGACCAAAGUAAACAAACAAUUACGAAACAACAAAGAAAACCAAGAGUGAGCCCGAUUGUCUGCCGUAGUAGACCAUCAAUCCCAAGUAACUCCCGUGGUAGGAUAUUUGACACUGCCGUGGAUAUGCCAAAAUAUAUCGUCUCUUAUUUAAAAGCAAAAGCCCCAGAAAUACAACAGACAAACAGAUCAUGGUCCUCAAUAACAAAUAGGCCAUCGACUGCAAGAGAAACAACAUUAACAAAUCUGGAAUGUAAAACACAAUGACAUGUUCUCUCGCUACAUUGGCUACCCUUAAAUCAUCUGCAAAUAAUUGUACAUUACUAUUGAUCAUAUACUGUAUUCUAAACCUUUUUUAUCACAUCCAAAAAAUAAAUGAUUUCUUAAAACUAAAA
Owenia fusiformis is the source of this 1897-nucleotide messenger RNA. Lineage: Eukaryota; Metazoa; Annelida; Polychaeta; Sabellida; Oweniidae. The record is from the annotation of a GenBank genome assembly.